Mixia osmundae IAM 14324 is the source of this 2150-nucleotide messenger RNA. RefSeq lists its product as uncharacterized. Gene Ontology annotation, molecular function: dynein heavy chain binding; dynein light chain binding. Bases 42 to 2093 code for a protein of 683 amino acids. The transcript is spliced from 8 exons. Gene Ontology annotation, biological process: transport along microtubule. The record is from RefSeq and is a predicted model, not a curated record. NCBI's taxonomy places the organism in Eukaryota, Fungi, Basidiomycota, Mixiomycetes, Mixiales, Mixiaceae. Gene Ontology annotation, cellular component: cytoplasmic dynein complex.
UUGCGCUUCACGCGUACAACCGUUCUUUGGGCAGGCCUACCAUGGACGCUCGGCGGAAAGCUGAGAUCGAGGCAAAGCGUGCCAAACUCGCCGAGCUACGCAAAGCAAGGGAGGACCGCAAAUCACAGCUCAGCCAGGAGCGCAGUGCCAGCACAUCCGAUACACCUCCAGACCGGCCAGGCUCAUCAGUUGCAGCUCGAGCUCAGCUUGAUGAUCUCGUGUCCACAUUGCUCGCCGACGCAGGAGCAGCCUCUCGACCUUCGUCUGCUUCAGGUUCAGAAGCUCAGGCUAGUCUGUCUGGAAGUGGCACGCUACCUCCAAAGCCUGCUUCACGUCUGCCUGCGCCCGCACCUGCACCUGCACAUGCCGCGCCGCCAGCUGAAGCACCUGCAGCGUCUGAUGCUCUCAAUGCAGUACAGCCAAAAUAUGUGCAGCCAUUGGAGCAAGUAGCGCCCACCGAGCCAGCACGAGCACCCUCCCCUGCACGCCCGCCUCCAAAGCCUCGGAUCUUGCAAUACGAGAAAGGAGUGCAAACAUCCAUCGCGACCUCGACGUCAGAUGACGAGCAGGAAGGGGACUUGCCCUCGCGCACAAAUGCAGGCAGUAGCACGAUAGAUGAAGCAGCUGUGCGCGCUAGCAUACGACAGGAGUACGAAGCAGAGCGUGCUCGCUUGGAUGCCCAGAUUGCAGAGGAGCGCAGACAGCUCGAGCAAGAUCGGAGAAAAGAGCGCCUGCAAGGCUUGCCCAAAGAGGAUCUCGAGAAGCUCUUCUCGUCUGGUCAACUCGGCGCUUUCCUCGAGAGUUCUUCCAAAGUCGUUCAGCGGGCGAUGAACGACACUUAUGAUUACAUGAGUGAUUACAGCUUUGGCGGUAGCGCAGCUCAAGACGGGGAUGGACCAGAAGCACGCGGCGUUAAGCUUUCCUGCAUCUUCGCAGACGAACGGUGGACGGCGCACCGCUCUGUGACGUCGAUCGAUUGGUCGCGUCGGUACCCAGAAUUGCUCGUUGCGUCUUAUAACAAGGAUGCCGUCAAGCCAAGCGAGCCCGAAGGCUUGGCUUGCGUGUGGAAUCAGCAUCUCGUUGCCAGACCGGAAUAUGUCUUUCACGCCAAUUCGGACCUGCUCUCGGUGCGAUUCGCACCUUUCCACCCGAAUCUCGUCGUAGGUGGCAGCUAUACAGGUCAGAUCCUCGUGUGGGACACGCGUGCCCGUCACUUGCCAGUCCUCAAGUCGCCGCUGUCCGCGGCAGGCCACACCCACCCUGUCUAUUCACUUCAGAUGAUCGGGACACAGAAUGCGAAUAAUCUCGUGUCAGCAUCGACAGACGGCACUGUGUGUGCCUGGACCCUCGACAUGCUCGCGCGGCCACAAGAAACGCUCGAGCUCGUCAAUCCUGCCCAUGCAAAGACAAACGAAGUAUCGAUCACAGAUUUUGCUUUUCCUGCGAACGAAGCGGCGCUCUUCUUUGUGGGCACCGAAGAAGGCAGUAUCUUUGCAGCCAAUCGAUACGCGAGAGCAGGCGCAAAAGCUGGUCUGGUACAGAGCGAAGUCUAUCGAGGUCACUCGGGACCGGUCACCUCGAUCGACUUUCACCCUUCGACUGGACCAGUCGAUUUUGGCGAUCUGUUCUUGUCUUCUGGAGCAGAUUGGACAGCGAAGCUCUGGCGAGCAAAGACAUCCUCGUCAUCUGCUGCACCUAAGCCAACACGACCUGGGGUCUCUGCAGGCAUUGCCGGACCAGAUACCAUCAGCCCAUUGCUGUCAUUCGAGGAAUCAGACGACUAUAUCAUGGAUGCAAGGUGGCAUCCGCAUCAUCCUGCGCUUUUCGGUACUGUCAAUGCGAGCGGUAGCUUCGAUCUUUGGAAUCUAAACAGUGACGUUGAAUCGCCUCUGAUCUCUACGCACGUCGAACAUGCUAAGCCUUUCGGUCUGAAUAAGCUGGCAUGGGAUCGCAAGGAUGGCAAGAAGGUCGCCUUGGGUACUGCGGGUGGGCAAGUGAUAGUGUACGAUCUAGGCAAGCAACUCGUCACGCCGGCCGACGAGGACUACGAUCAUUUACGAAGAACAUUAGCAGAAGCGGCGAGGAUGUCAUGAUUAGAGCCAUGUUACAGACAAAUGCACUGCAAUUACAACAUGUACAUCAUUGCUUCU